Messenger RNA from Arabidopsis arenosa, 1195 nucleotides. The record is from the annotation of a GenBank genome assembly. NCBI's taxonomy places the organism in Eukaryota, Viridiplantae, Streptophyta, Magnoliopsida, Brassicales, Brassicaceae.
GGGUUAGAUUUUUUUCAGAUCUUGAUUGAAUAAAGAUUCGUUUUGGCUUUCAAGCUUCUAUCUACAAAGGUAAACAAAAAUGUCGGCUUAUGCGCAUCAGAUGGAGAGGGAAUUCUCAGGUCUCUCUAGCCGAGGCAAUUCCGAUUUGGGGAGUCGAUAUUCGAUGGAAUCUGGAUGUUACAUGACAUCUUUAGCAGCUUCCAUCUUCAUAGCGUCUCUAGUAACAUUUGGAGUUUUGAUGAUUACACUUCUUAUAGCUUUAUCAACUAUGUUACAAAGCUGUGAAAACCGGAAUAUUGGAAUCGUUGAGGCUCAAAGACUUGAUGAGAGUUUCGGUUACUGUAAAAUCUUGUCUCUACACUCGCAGCUCAAUAGCUUGGGAGAAGAAAGUGAGUUACCAUUGUUAUGUAGAGAUGUUGCUUUACGCAGAAUCAAACAAGGAAUUUACGUCAGAGAGUUAAACUUCACUAUUCAAUUGGCUCUCACUUAUUUCCAAACCGUCAAACCGAUGAAUGAUAACCGCGAUGUUGUUGUGAUCGAUAUUGAUGACAGCAAUCUAUUAGAACAAGAGAGUUAUUACAUGAAGUAUAUUGAAGAAGCAAAGCAUCAGAAAAGCAUACUAACACUUCAACUAUAUUCUAAGCUAAGAUCACAAGGCUAUUCAAUGGUUCUGUUAUCAAGAAGACCCGAAACAGAGCGGAACGCCACAAUAGAGCAGUUAAAAUCUAGAGGAUACAGCGAUUGGUCACAUUUGAUCAUGAGGGAAGAUACAAGACAAAAGGAAGAGUUAGAAAAAGGUCACCGCAUAGUUGGAGUCAUUGGUAAUCAUAUGGAUGUGUUAAGAGGCCAGUGGAAUUGGCAAAGCAAACGUCUGUUCAAACUUCCAACCCUUGCUUAUGAUGAUGUUUUGGAUUACAGUGAAAGAUGAGAUCAUGAAGUUUGAUGUGUAUAGGUUUUCAAGAGUUUUAUGUCAUAUGGUUUCAUAUGUUCCAAAGAUAAUGUAAGAGACAUAUUGUAAUUGUUCAAUGUCUCAUAUAUACAUCUCUAGUUUCUUCUCCAAUUUCCUGAAUUUGGUCUGAAAUUGGUCAAUAUCACAUCACAAAGUGGGUGGUCACGUAUCCAAGAGUAUAUGUAGCAAAUCAGAAUAGCUUAAUAGUCAAGAGCCAAAUUCUUACAAUAAGUCGAACAGAAAUUC